CACUCUUGUCCUGAUAUUUUGUUUUUACUUGUCAAUUUAUCGGCUCCACGAGUGUGUGAGCUAAUCACUUUCAUGAUUAUAAACAGAUAUAAUAAUAAUAAUAAUGGUGGGUCGUAAACCAUGUUGUGAUGAGGUUGGAUUGAGAAAGGGUCCAUGGACGUCGGAAGAGGAUGUGAAACUAGUUGAUUUCUUAAGGACACGUGGUGGCGGAGGAGGAUGGUGCUGGAGAGACGUACCUAAACUGGCGGGGCUAAGGCGGUGCGGUAAAAGUUGCCGUCUCCGGUGGACCAAUUAUCUCCGGCCAGAUCUCAAAAGAGGUCUUUUUAGUGAAGAGGAAAUCCAACUAGUCAUUGAUCUUCAUGCUUGCCUUGGCAAUAGAUGGUCGAAGAUUGCAGCAGAAUUACCGGGAAGAACAGACAACGAUAUCAAAAAUCAUUGGAACACUCAUAUAAAGAGGAAGCUCAUAAGAAUGGGUAUUGAUCCAAACACACAUCGUCGAUUUGAUCAACGAAAAGUCAACGACGAGGAGGAGAAGGAGGAGGUACCUGUGGUUUUGCAAAGUGACACGUCAGCAGGAAAUCUAAACCAGUUAGCUGACGUGGACAGUGAUGAUCAGCCUUGGAGCUUUUUAAUGGAAAAUGACGGAGGAGGUGGCGCCGGAGAGCUCACGAUGCUAUUGUCCGGCGACAUAACGUCAUCAUGUUCUUCUUCGUCAUCGUUGUGGUCCAAGUAUGGAGAUUUGGGAUACGAAAAUCUAGAACUUGCAUGUUUUGAUGAUCAGAAGAUUUAGAAGAUGAAUUAUUAUAAGGUUCAUUCUAUACAUUCAUGUAGUUGGACCAAUAUAACGAAAUAGUAUUUUUAAUUUUCUCUUCAAUAAUAAAAACGAG
Molecule: messenger RNA, 887 nt
Organism: Thlaspi arvense
Lineage: Eukaryota; Viridiplantae; Streptophyta; Magnoliopsida; Brassicales; Brassicaceae
Source: the annotation of a GenBank genome assembly